Molecule: messenger RNA, 822 nt
Organism: Penicillium malachiteum
Lineage: Eukaryota; Fungi; Ascomycota; Eurotiomycetes; Eurotiales; Aspergillaceae
Product: cleavage and polyadenylation specificity factor subunit 5
Exons: 4
Coding region: 1-822 (273 amino acids)
Cellular component (GO): mRNA cleavage factor complex
Molecular function (GO): mRNA binding
Source: RefSeq, a predicted model, not a curated record
AUGGCGACCACAACGGCAAGCGCCAUUAAGAGCGGUCGUCCUCCAAUCCUUCCUAAGGACUUCUCCGCUCAACAGCCCGAGACCAUUCGCCUUUACCCGCUGUCCAAUUACACCUUCGGAACCAAAGAAACUCAACCCGAGGAAGAUCCAUCUGUGCUCGCUCGUCUGAAGCGUCUGGAAGAACAUUAUGAUAUUCAUGGAAUGCGCCGAACCUGCGAGGGAAUCUUGGUCUGCCAUGAACACAACCACCCCCAUGUCCUGAUGCUCCAGAUUGCCAACGCUUUCUUCAAGCUGCCAGGCGAUUACCUGCACCAUGAGGAUGAUGAGGUUGAGGGAUUCAAAAAGCGAUUGAACGAGCGCCUAGCUCCUGUGGGUUCUCAAUUCUCUGGUGAAGGUGUCAACGAGGAUUGGGAAAUCGGCGACACUCUCGCUCAAUGGUGGCGACCCAACUUUGAGACCUUUAUGUAUCCAUUCCUGCCCGGUCACGUUACGCGCCCUAAGGAGUGCAAGAAGUUGUACCUUAUUCAGCUUCCCAAGAAGAAGGUUCUCUCCGUACCCAAGAACAUGAAGCUGCUGGCGGUUCCCUUGUUUGAGCUGUACGACAACACAGCCCGUUACGGACCUCAGCUCUCUGCUAUCCCGCAUCUCCUCUCCCGAUACAACUUCGAAUUUGUCGACGAAAAUGAUAAUGUUGUUGCUGUUACCCCUGGCACUCCCCUCGACGGCCACCAGAUCCCUCGCACCAUUGUUCUUGCUGGGGGCGAUGAUGGUCAGGAUACCGGAAUGAUCGAUAUUGGGGCGGAAGGAGAGAAGGGCCAUUAG